CCUGAUAUAGUAAUACAUAAACACGCUCGCGAUAAUUAGCGAGCAAUAGUUGUUAGUAUAUAACUAUAUAUGUAUAGUGUGGGAGGUGUGGUGUGAGCGACGGUAACUCCGGGAGACACUUGGAGCAGCGACCAACACCAUCCACCCCCCCUAACCUCGCCUUCCUCUGACAAUUACGUACUUACUUAUCACUAGCGUCCGUCUACACAGUCUUGGAGGAAAAAUGUCUUCACUGUUAGAUGAAGGUAGCAGUCCACCGGACAAUAAGGCUGGAUCAGAACACAAAGGCAAUGAAACAUCCGAGUCUUAUUUUCCUAAGCUAAAGGAUAACAAUCACGAUAGACGAAGAUUUUUGUUUAUGAUUGGAGCCAUAAUUGCUUGUGUUAUUCUUGGAGUUGUGCUGAUCACAAUCAUUGUGGUCCUUGUUUAUUCACAAUCCUCAUCUUCCCUAAAAGAAGUUAUGACAGGUUUGGCUGUUGUACCUCAAGAAAUAAGUUUUAAUCCUCAUGAUCCCAGCUCUUAUGAAGAUGAAGUGGCAGCUCUCAACAAAUUCAUGUUAGAAUAUAAUAAAUUCAAAUCUGGUAAAGAGGUGGUUGAAUGCAGUGAUGACAAACCUGCUCCUGAUGGCAAGUUCUGCUACUUUGACAAUAGCUGGAUCUACAGUAUCUGUCCUCCGGUUUCGGACUGGAACUAUGGAAGCAUGAAUCCGUGUGUGUUGCUCAGUCUUUGGAAGGUCUCAAAAUCUAUUCAAGUAUAUGAUAAAUAUGAAGAGUUGCCUGAAACUAUGCCAGACAAACUUAAGGAUCACAUAUGGGUCAGAUACAAUGAGAAUAGUGAGAAGAUGCCUAAGAAUAUAUGGGUGUCAUGCACAAAUGAAGAGAGGUACACAGACCCUGCUCGGGGCUUCCCAGCAUACUACCUGCCACAUCCUAAUAGUUCUGACUAUUUGCCUCCAUUGGUAGGAGUGGUUCUCAACCUUGAAGGCAAAGCCAACAACACAGAGGAAAUUGAAUGUAAACUGUGGGCCAAGAAUAUUAACCAUAAGAUAGAUAAGUUUGCCACAGUCAAGUUCACUGUAUUAGUGAAGAGUGAUUGAAGCUUUGACAUAAAGAAAAAACAAAAAAAAGAGACCAACAUGCCAACAUAUUAACAGUGAAGAUGAAACCUUUUAUGAUGGAUAUGCAGUGGCACACAUCUUGAAAAUCGUUAAUAUUACUUACUCAUGUGACACAAUUUCUAAAAUUCAGCAUAAGCUCAGGUUCGUCUCCACUUCUUUUAAAGGUCCAAUAUAACACAUAUAAAGGGCAACAGAUUCAAGCUCAACAAGCCACAAUGUAGAAAAGAAAAUAAGAUAUGCAUUUCACCUAUGGGGUUAUAAACCCAUAUAAGCACCUACCUACAGAAGCCGUAAAUACUGAGACCAUUCUUUUGGUUUAAAAUCCAAUUUGGAAAAAAUCCUCAAGAACAAUGAGUGACCUUUUAAGAAGCACCACUAGGGAGAUAGUGGCCCUCAUGUAAAUUCAGUUCAGGGGCAUCUGUACAAAGUAGGGAUUGCUGAACAUAAAGGAAACACUAAAAAUUAAAAAUACAAAUUUAAUGUUCAAUGUAAUGAAACACUAAAAAGUUUGUCUUGCAUCUUGUGGGUCUCUAGGUGGCUUCUCAAGCUACCCACCUGGACUCCCUCAGGGGUGCUGUCUUGACAUGGUGAUGGGGUUCUUGUGUGCUGCCUAUGGGUUGGUAUGGGUGGCUUCUGUUCUCUUCUGCCUAUUGUGAUGAUGCACAAGUAAAGUACCUCCUGCCCCCAUGUAACUUCACCACCUGUUUUUUUUUUUACUAUGCAUGGAAACCUGUAUAUUCCUCCUUGUUCUUUUAUCUGAUCAUUUACUUGCAU
This is a messenger RNA of Procambarus clarkii (red swamp crayfish), 1891 nucleotides long. RefSeq names its product sodium/potassium-transporting ATPase subunit beta. Gene Ontology annotation, cellular component: sodium:potassium-exchanging ATPase complex. Gene Ontology annotation, biological process: intracellular potassium ion homeostasis; intracellular sodium ion homeostasis; sodium ion export across plasma membrane. The record is from RefSeq and is a predicted model, not a curated record. Gene Ontology annotation, molecular function: ATPase activator activity. NCBI's taxonomy places the organism in Eukaryota, Metazoa, Arthropoda, Malacostraca, Decapoda, Cambaridae.